Messenger RNA from Amorphotheca resinae ATCC 22711, 887 nucleotides. RefSeq lists its product as hypothetical. Lineage: Eukaryota; Fungi; Ascomycota; Leotiomycetes; Helotiales; Amorphothecaceae. The record is from RefSeq and is a predicted model, not a curated record. The coding region runs from base 149 to 841 and encodes 230 amino acids. The transcript is spliced from 2 exons.
GCCUGUCAACGGUAGACUGUAAAUAUUCAACCGUCCACCUCAUGCGCCAUAGGAGAAAAUUGAGUCAAUACACCCAGUCUCCCAAAGACCACGAAGAGGGCUGCGUUAUUGUUUCAUACCUACAGGACGGAACAUAUCGAAGUCGACCAUGAUGUAUAAACUUGCAUUCACGGCUCUUGCCCUCCUGUCGAGCGCGGUCUCCGCUCAAUCAACUACGACGACCACACUUCUGCUCGUCGGCUUUGAUCAGCAGAGUAUCAUGGGCUCAGUCAUUGCCUCGGAUGCUACAGCGACGACCUACAGCCUCAGCUGCGGAUCCAAGGAUUCCGACGACUGUGGUGUUCCACCGUCCUUCACCUUCACCCAGGGGCCUUCGACCAUGCACUAUGCAUUCAGCUACCCUGGGGAUUCUGGGGAACCCGCAGGAUCCCUCGACGUCGCGUGCGCUAUUACAUCGAAGAGUGGGACAUGCAGUAGCACGGUGCUAGGUGGAUUGGACUCACUCAGCCCGGCAACAGUCAUGUCGACAUCCUUUACAGACGGUGGGGUAGGGCUCGGUGCCCAGGUUGUCACAAUCGUUGCGGAUGCAGGUGCUGCUGCCAGUUCUACCAGGACCGUAGCCUCGACUUCUGCGUCGACUACGGCGGCAUCUGAAGCGAGCUCGUCGGCCACAAGGAGUGGAAGCUCGGCGCCAGAGAAGACGGUCUCGAGUACCACUGGUAGCUCGGCGAGUGCUUCUAGCACCUCGAGCGUCAGUACAGCUGGUGCGGCGAUGGUCACCGGUAAAGCACAAUGGGUUGUUGGAGGGGCGGCCGCUGCGUUAGCACUUGCUGCGAUGUAGAUGGAGGUGGAAUAAUAGAUGUCUGGUUGGAUUGUGCAACAAUCGU